GGUGGAAACGUCAAAGCCUUUUGGUCAACAUAAAGUAGCUUUAAACCUACUUACCGAUACAUAUUUAUACAACAAACCAUAAUGAUUCAAGCAUUGAGGAUAGUGUUCUUUCCGUAGUUAACUCACGUGUAGGGUGUUGAACAGUACGACAAAAGAGUUAGAAGGCUGAGGGACAAAAAGGAGUUUCAUAGACCGUUAACAAUCUUACAUUGAGACCAAGGUGUGAAAUAAAUCAGCAUAUAUAAUCACAAAACUGGAUAUAUAUAUCUACACGUAUUUUCAAAAUGUUAUGGUUAAGUUUAUAUUAUGUGAUAGGCAUUAGUCUAUAUUGGGCACCAGUAGAUGGCGCUGUGACACUUGAGCAAAUUUCCACGGUAUAUUUACCAUUUCUCAUGGAUGACUCCUGGGGCAACAGUUACGAUAUGCUAUGGGACGCGGUAGAGAGGAGUACAUUUGAUACUGAUAAUGGUCUAGUCUACACAGUAGGAGCAACUGGAAUCCUACAUGUUAUCGAUGCAAGAAAUAUAACUAAUUUUACGGUCCUUGCUUCAUAUAAAUUCCAUCCCCAAUGGGAUGGUUCUGAGGCUAAAGAUGUUGAGCUUUGCUCGGGAGGUGUGGUGGCUGUACCUUACCAGAUAAAGAACGCCUUAGAAGAUGGUGGAAAGGUUGCCAUAUUUGCCCCAUAUUCGAGAGAACAAGCAACAUUAGUGAAAAUUAGGGAAAUUAAUGUGGGUACCUUCCCCUCGCAAAUAGUGUUUACAGAAGAUUGUAGAAAAGCAGUAGUAGUAAAUCAAGGCAACCUUGGUCAAUCAAUUAACAGCAAUCCGUAUUACGACGCUGAAGGCUCCAUUUCUAUAUUGGAAUUCUCCGGUGGAGACAUUGCUUAUGGCAGCGUUACAGCCACUACACUGGGCUUCACAGAAUUUAAUGAAAGAUAUGAAUCUUACAAACAAAGUGGGGUACGCUAUUUAUACAGAGGUUUGCCCCAGACCUCGUUUAAAAGUUCAUUCUCGCAGGAUGUGGAACCAAAAUCGGUUGUACUCAACACUGAUGAAACAGUGGCAUAUGUUACAUUACAGGAAAAUAAUGCCAUUGUGAGAGUUGACCUACUUACAGACAGCAUUAUUGAUAUUUAUGGGUUGGGAUCUAAGUCAUGGCUAGGCACUGGGUUUGAUUCUUCCUCUAAUGACGGGGGUAUCAAUAUUCGGCCUUGGAACAUCAGUGCCUGGUACCAGCCUGACGGGAUUCAGUACUUUAAAGGUUCAGACCCAGACCACGAGGGUUACCUGGUUACAGCCAAUGAGGGCAUGCAUAAAGUAUACCGUGUGGACGAAGAGGGUAUAACCUGGUCAGAAAACUGGGAAGGGAAAACAUUUCCAAGUGAAAACCUAGUCGAUAAGGAGAGAGUUCCUACAAAGGUGUCUGAUGGCCUGAAUAGCUACAGAUCUCUAGGUGGGUUACAAUUUAGCAAAGUCGAAGGGGAAAAUGAGAGAGGGAAGUUUGAUAGAUUUUAUACAUUCGGAGGUCGAAGCAUUUCCGUUUGGAACGCCAGCAAUAUGGCAUUAUUAUACGACAGCGACAGUGAAAUUGAGAUUCAACACGGACAGCAGUACCGCAAAAUAUUUAACAGUCACAUUGCAGAGGAAACACAAGUACCAAGCCAGUCAAAAGACACCAGAUCUACAUAUAGGGGGCCGGAACCCGAAUCGAUUGAACUGGUUGAAAUAGAAAAUAAACGAUAUAUGUUUGUUGGAAAUGAACGAAUUUCAACGAUUAUGGUGUAUUCUAUGGGCCUAGAUGAUACAGUGCCCGAGUUAGAGAGCAUUAACAGAGCUGGUGAUACCGACCGCACAUGGCGUCAACUCUAUGAGGAACGAAAUAUCGGUGAUAUAGAUCCUGAGGACCUAAGAUUCAUACCAUAUGACAAAAGUCCUACCUGCGAGCCCCUGCUGCUGGUCACAGGCGCCGCAAGUGGAACCGUCUCCCUCUAUGCAAUACAUGGUCUUCCGGAACCUCCCGCGGACAAACGAUGCAUACAGUACAACACUACAUACACAUUCACAACACCUGGCCCAACGAGACCCACCGAACCUAGUACAACACCACAAGUGACAACUUCUAUGUCUAGCCGGCAGACUACUAUUACAGCCAGGACACAGUCCACAACUUAUAAAGACGAUCAGAACACCAUUGAUGAGGAAAAUAUAACACCUGAAAUUGAGAAUACUACAGUUGAUUAUGAAAUGGAAGUGACUACAUUUGAGAGUGAAGGUGAAACAACAACUGAAUAUGAUUUUACGGAAGAUGGUAAUGUGACUCCAAUGGAAGAAACUACUCCUGUUGAUCUUGAAACAAUUGAGAUGAGUACUAGCACAAUAGCCAGAUCACCUACAACCAUCAAACCAACCACGAUUGAGAGCACAACACAGAGCACUGGAACAAAAAUUCAAACUACAGAGAGGGCCACAACAACGAAAAGUCCCAUAACAGAGAAAGUCACAACAGCUGGAACCCCAACAACGGAGAGAGUCACAACAGCUGGAACGCCAACAACAGAGAGAGUCACAACAGCUGGAACCCCUACAACGGAGAAAGUCACAACAGCCAGUACCCCAACAACGGAGAGUGUCACAACAGCUGGAACCCCAACAACAGAGAAAGUCACAACAGCCAGUACCCCAACAACAGAGACAGUCACAACAGCUGAAACCCCAACAACAGAGAAAGUCACAACAGCUGGAACCCCAACAACAAUGAGAGUCACAACAGAGAGAAUCACAACAGUUGGAACCCCAACAACAGAGAGAAUUACAACAGCUGGAACCCCAACAACAGAGAGAGUCACAACAGCUAGAACCCCAACAGCCAGUACCACACAAGCAACAACUGGAGCGUUCCCAGGAUUUUUCCAGCGGGGUGUGCCUCAUCAUCACUUGAAGCCUAGCUUCUCCAAUUCUUUCGCCAGAGCACAUAGUUCUUCUUUCCUCCGAGACUCCUUUACCUCAGCACCUUGA
Owenia fusiformis is the source of this 3014-nucleotide messenger RNA. The record is from the annotation of a GenBank genome assembly. NCBI's taxonomy places the organism in Eukaryota, Metazoa, Annelida, Polychaeta, Sabellida, Oweniidae.